Molecule: messenger RNA, 1548 nt
Organism: Durio zibethinus
Lineage: Eukaryota; Viridiplantae; Streptophyta; Magnoliopsida; Malvales; Malvaceae
Source: RefSeq, a predicted model, not a curated record
UCAUUGGCCCAAAUCGAGCAGCGAGGCUUCACUCUUCGGCUGUAGCCCGCUCAAGCCCAAGCUCUUCGAUUACAACAAUUUGAGUUUUGAGGUGCGUGCCAUGAAACUGCACAGAGCAGGGAAAGUUGGUCAAUUUCAGUUUAUGGGUUUUCGUUUUCACUUUUCCUACUUUUCAUUUUUCACGACUUGAGUGCGAUAUUAAACUGGGUGCCAAGUGUUUGUAAAAUUGUUCGUGUUAAAAAAAAAAAAAUCAUUCCAAGUUUAAUAUUCAUGGCUAAUUCAGAUCAGUCACCCUCAAAGCGACUUUGCCUUUCCAAUGAAGAAGAGGGUCAAAAAGACAUUGAUCGCAUCAGCAACUUACCAGUCUCGGUUCUUUAUAACAUCCUGUCCUUUCUUCCAACCAAAACAUCCGUUGCCACCAGCAUUUUGGCAAAGAGAUGGGCAGAUUUAUGGACUAAAGUUCCCGUUCUUUCAUUCAGCUCCACUGAUGCCCGUAACAGUUCAAGGUUUGUGAAAUCUGUCUACAAAGUAUUAACACAAAUUAUUCGCCAGUUUAGCGUGGCUUGCAAACCUAAUAUUAGAGUUGAUGAAGAGUAUUUAAAGACUUGGAUUAAUGCUGCGAUUAGGCGUGAUGUUCAAGAGCUGAAGCUCAACUUGUGUUGUCAACACGUCAGAUUGCCUGGCAGUGUUUUUGCUUGCAAAACACUCGUGUCUCUCGAGUUGUACGAUCAUGUUUUGGAUGCCCCAGCAAAUGUUCAUUUCCCAAUUCUCAGGAUUCUUCGACUAGAGCGAGUAAGAUAUGCAAGUGAUGACUGUUUGAGCAGGCUACUUUCUAGUUGUCCAAUUCUUGAGGAUUUGACUGUGGAGAGGGUCUAUAAUGAUAAUGCACUUGUUCUGGACAUUAGUGUGCCUUCAUCGAAGGGAAUUACUCUACUGAUUAAUGCCCCACUGCUCGAAAGGAUAGCAUUGAAGGAUGAAAACUAUUGUGAUUUUCUGGUAGAAGAUUUACUCAACUUGGUUGAAGCAACUAUUGAGGUUUUUGUACUGUGCAAACAUGAAUACAGAGUAUUCAGGUUCCUUAAAGAGAUGGUAGCGUUAAGUUUCUGUCUUUAUCAGAACACACCAUCCAACAAUGUGUUUCACAGUAUACCCAUGUACCACACAGGUGGUAAAUGUGGUCAGUCACUGCCAGUGAGCGUUCCAAAGUGUGUUUCGAUGAACUUGAAAACACUUAAAUUGACUGGGUUUUUUAACAAUGAAUGUGACUGGAAACUCGUGCGAUAUAUUCUAAAGAAUGCCAAGUUCUUGAAGCAAAUGAAGAUUGGGAUUUCCUUGUGUUUGAAGAAACGGCGUCACCUUCUUAAAAACUUAUUGAAGUACCCUAGGGCCUCAGUGGCAUGUGAAAUUGGCUUGUCCUUUGACUCAUCAAACGAAGAAAUUCAUUUGUGACUGAAACGAUGAGUAAAUCCAGUUUGGCUACACUGGUAAUGCAUGUAGUCUAGUAUUAGAAUCUUUUGUGGAAAGUAUAUUACUACUAUGUUCGUCUUC